Molecule: messenger RNA, 3857 nt
Organism: Alligator mississippiensis (American alligator)
Lineage: Eukaryota; Metazoa; Chordata; Crocodylia; Alligatoridae
Product: cadherin-related family member 5
Exons: 15
Coding region: 925-3219 (764 amino acids)
Biological process (GO): homophilic cell-cell adhesion; adherens junction organization; calcium-dependent cell-cell adhesion
Cellular component (GO): catenin complex; membrane; adherens junction
Molecular function (GO): cadherin binding; calcium ion binding
Source: RefSeq, a predicted model, not a curated record
CAGCGACGCAUGCUGGGAGCUAUGCCCCCCCCGGGCAGUGCAUGCUGGGAGCACCUCCCUCAGUGAUGCAUACUGGAGCCAGGGGUGUUCAUGAGGAGAGACCCCCCCCCAGCUCUUCCUCCUCCCCCCAAAUCCUGCCCCAGCCCCGUGCCUCCCCCACGCCAGCGAUGCCCCCUCUGCCUGCCAAGCCUCAGUUUACCAGCACCCAGGGAGCUCCUUUCCCCCCCAGGCAGAGCAUGCUGGGAGUUCUGCACCCCCCAAGCAGUGCAUGCUGGGGGCCUGUUGGGGUGCAGUGCCCGAAGUGGGGGAGGCUGCGGGGUAGGGCAGAGACAUCACUCCUUUCCAUCACCCCAUUUUGCGGAGGGGGAAACUGAGGCAGGCAGCAAGUGACGUGGCUUCGCCCAGAACCUAGGCAUCCUGGCUUGUCCCCUCCUGUCCCCGCAAGCCCCCAGGCCCCUCCCUCCAAGAAAAGGACCCCAGGAGUCCUCCCCCCUCAAGCCCCGCAUCAGCUCCCCAGGAAACAGCCCAGGCAUCCUGCUCCCCACGAGAGACCCCUCCGCUCUCACCACUACCCAACACUGCCUCUCCAGCCCGGGAUGCUGCCCCCCACUUGGAGGGGGGCAGCCCCCACAUCCCUCCCCCCCCCCAGCUGUCAGCCAGGUCAAUCCAAUUACAGGCCCGGGAAGGGCUUUAGGCGGCCGCCCACCUGCCUGGGCCUCGCAGGGUUAACGCUGAGCCCGUGGCGGUGGCAGCUGCCACCUCCCGGUCCGAGUGGAGCCACGGCCACGAACCCCCAGCCACAGCCACGGCCACGAUCCAGCCACGGGCCACGAGCCGUGGCAGGCACCGGGCGCACCUGAGCCGCGCGGGCACCGGAGCAGAGCCGGACCCCUGCAAGGCCGCGGCCUCGCUGCACCGCGCACCAUGCCCGGCGGUGCUGGCAGUGCCCUGCUCCUGGCCCUCAGCCUCUCCUUCCACCUGUCCCCAGCCGCCCCAGACCAGUGCAGCAAAGGCAGCAACGUCUUCACGGAGCUGCCCGAAAACAGCGCCAACGGCACGGCCGUGGCCACACUGGCGCUGCCCGCUGCUGGCAGUGUCAAGCUGUGCCUCAGCGGUGCUGACGCCACCUGGUUCUACCUGGACGGCCGGACCGUGCGGCUGCAGGCAGCACCUGGUGCCCCGCUGGACCGCGAGGCGCUGGAAUCCCCGGUGCUGAUGGUGGCCCUCACCUGCUCCGAGGACGGCUUCUCCCCGGUGGAGUACCGCCUCGUGGUGCAGGUGCUGAAUGAGAACGACAACCGGCCCCGCUUCCAGCCUGGCCCCGAGCUCACCCACAACGUCAGCGAGCUAGUGGCCGUGAACUCCGUGGUCUUCACGACGCAGGCUGAGGAUGGCGAUGGCGAUACCCUCGUCUACGUGAUCGACGGUGCCUCGGCGGACGCCAAGCACUUCCGCAUCGACCUGCCCAACAGCGGGAGGAUCGUCCUGGCCAAAGCGCUGGACUUCGAGACUCGGCGCCAGCUUGACUUCGUGGUCCAUGCCGUGGAGAUGAACACCAAGGAGCGCUACAAGGCCUCAGCCCACAUCCACGUCAACGUGCUGGAUGGGGAUGACCAGUACCCCCAGUUCCUGCCCUGCCGUGCCCUGCUCCCUGCCACGGCCAGCGUGUGCCUCAGCCCCAUCUACACUGCCAACAUCACCGCUGGCCGGGCCCAGGUGAGGCCUUUGCACUUCCUCCCUGGUGCCAUCCAUGCCGAGGACGGGGACCACGGCCUGAAGGCUGCCAUCACCUACUCCCUCCUCCCAGGCCCCUACAGCGGCUGGUUCCACGUGAACAACGCGACGGGCGCCGUCACCUUGCUGCGGCCCCUGGAUGGCCCUGGCCUCCCGCCCGCCGUCACCCUGCAAGUCAUGGCCGCACAAGUGAACGACGCCACGAAGUUCGCGGUGGCCGAGGCACGGGUGCGAGUCCUGGCUCCCAACCGGCACCCGCCACGCUUCGCCCACCCACGCUACCCGGCAUUCGUGCGCCAGGGGCCCCGGACCGCUACGCUGGCUACCACCUACGGCGGCCGUGUGCUGGCCCUGCACGCCGCUGACCGUGACUUCCCUGACGGCUUCAACCCCUGGAUCCGGUACCGCCUGGCGCUGCCAGCCAAUGCCUCUGAGCUUUUCCAGCUCAUGCCCAAUGGGCUGCUGGUGGCCCGUGCAGACCAGCUGCAACCCUCGCAGCACUUCCUCCUGCAGGUCAUCGCGCGGGAUGAGGAGUCGGGGGAGGUGACCAAUACCACAGUGGACAUUGAGGUCCUGAGGCCUGGCCAGGCAGCCCCCCAGGACCCGGUGGAGGCGGGGCAGGAGCAGAGCCCACCAGACGUGGCAGUCAUCGUGGGCACGCUGGGGGGGUUGCUUCUGCUGCUGGGCCUGCUGCUGGGCCUCGUCAUAUGUGCUGUGCGCAAGUGCCCAGACGAGGAUGAGUCCCUGGACCGGGCAUCCCUGACCAUGGAGAAGCACCCCAACGUGGUGACCCCAACCAAGACGGCCCCGGGCUCCGGCAGCCUGUUCUUCGAGAACGAGGGCUACAGCGACCUGGGGGACGAAGCCCCGGGGGGCUCCGGGGAGCCGGCCCCCCAUGCUCACCCGGGGGGCAGGAGCGAGCCGGCCGAGACGGGCAAGCAGAGUGACACGGGCAGUGCCGGGGGUGGGCAGCUGGUGCCCAGCGCCACUGUGCCCAGCAAGGAGGGAUGUGCCCACGGCGCCCUGGCCAACGGGACAACGCUGGAGCAGACAGGACACGAGGAUGGCGUGGAGACGGAGAUGGAGCCGGAGCCGGAGCCGGAGCCUGCCGAGGAAUCCCCGGCUCCUGGCACCGAGGACACGGGAGCCUCCGGGAUCCCGGAGCCGGAGCCUGGCAGACCUGCCCCGAGCAAGGCGGAGGCCUCGGAGAGCCCAGCCGAGCCCGGGGCGCAGGUGCCGGAGCUGCGCCCCGGGGUGGGCGAGCGGGGCCCCAGGGACACGGAUGCGCCAGGCCGGGACCCUGAGACCAUGGCCAAGCUGCCGGCGCUUCAGGAGGUCAACGAGGAGAGCCUGGAGGAGGAGGCAGCUCGGCCCCCCGCGCCCCGUGGCCCCUGGCCUCCUGCGCCCCCUGCGCCCCCGCCCCUGGGCAAGCCCCACAUCCCCGCUCCCUUUGCACGGCUGCUGGAGGACUCCAUCGAGUGCUAGCCCCCCCAGCGGCGAACGGGCUCCGACCCCCCCAGGCACCCCGGGGGGAUCGCAUCCCACGGCCGAUCCAGGCCAGGCACCCAUGGACUCCCUCGGGGCGCCAGGUCCCCUGGGAACCUCCUCGUUGCCCCCCUUUGGGGAUUACUCUAUUGUUUUUAAAGGAGUUCUCUUUUUUUUAAUGGGCACAUUGCUUCUUCAUGCCCCACCCCCAGCUCUCCCAGUGACCGACCAGUAUGGCUCAGCUGGGAGUGAGCUGCCACAACGCCGGCAGCACUGGGAGGCGUUUGUACGCCUCUGCUGUCUCCGGAGGGUCGGGGUCUCCCCUCCAUCGGUGCCAGGGGGGCUGGGACUGCGGGUGUAGGUGCCCCCAGGGCUGGCAGGGGGCUGGAAGCUACCCCAACCCCAGCUCCCGGGCAGCUCCAGCACCAGUAAGCCUGGCUGGAUCGUAUACAGCGGUGCCUGUCCCUGGGGGUACACACAGAGGUGGGUGGGGGUCCCAAGCUGGGUUGGAUGUGGGUGUCCUGCCUGGGCAGGGGGUAGGGAUGCUGGAUGUGUCCCUGCGGGCGCAGCUGCAUGCCGGGGGCAGGCAGGGACCCCCCCCCUCUGGCUCCUUGGAGUGGGAUUAAAUGUGUCUUAAA